AUGGGUGGAAAUUCGUCCACGCCACAGGUUCAUUUUUCACUAACCAUUUCUGAAAAAAAUUAAUUUUUUUAUGAAAUGAAUUACGAGGCUUAUUAUAAAAAAAUAUAAUCUUUCCUCUCUCGGCUCUCUUUUUCGAGCUCAAGAUUUUUCGAUACUGAAAAAUUUUAAACAUCGAAAAUUAAAGAUUUUUUUCUUUGUUCGCAAAUAAUGCUUGAGCUAGAGGGGUCCCUGUAGGGUUUUUAGGAUAAAAACAGCCUCUGAUGGGGACAAAAUGGCUCUUUUUAGAGGGUAAAAUUAAGGCGGUCCCGUAGGGGUCCCUUCUAACCCCUAAAGUGGUCCCUAUAGUGGUAUUCUGAUUUUUUUCAGAUUUGAAAGUUAAAUAGACGUAUUUAAAAUAAUCAUCCUUCUAGUGAUGUUUUUUUUUCCUUUCAAAAAGCACUAAUUUAGGGGCCACUUUCGUUAGCUCUAGUGGUCCUUAUGGGGGGAGCUAAGGUUGUCCCUAAAGGGGAACCUUCAGGACCCCUAGGGUUACCUCUAUAGGAACAACUCUGGCGUUCCUGAGCUGGCUUUUGCAUAGAAGCGCAAGUAGUUUCGGGUCUGGCGCAGCUUAUAAUUUGCGACCGUAGCACUCUGCCAUUCUCCGUGCGACCAGCUUGUUUAAAGUCCUUCAAAUUUACUGAAAAAAAAACGGCCGAUGGAGGCCUCGGCAAGUUUUCCAACUUCUCUGGAUUCUCAAGUUUCUUUCCAGCUCCAACGUGGGCCUCUCUUCCAAGCGGCCAUCGACGGCGACGUCGACAGGAUUGAAGAACUUCUGAAUCAAGGAGAAGACGUCGAUACCUUGAAUCCAAUCGGAAGAACUCCGUUGCACUACGCGGCAUCCAAAGGGCAUCUGAACGUCGUCAAUCUACUUUUGGAGCGGGGAGCUCAAGUUGAUUCCAAGUCGAAGGUUGGACUUUUGCUCUUAAGUGAGAAAUCUGAGGUUCUAAGGAUGGAAAUACGGCUCUACGAGAAGCAGCCUUCCAUGGCCAUCUUGGCGUCGUUGAAGUUCUAGUGAAGAAUGGAGCCGAUGUAAACGUCAAGACGGGUAAAGGAUUCACGGCGCUGCAUCUGGCGGCUCAGGAAGGUCAUCCUGAAGUCGUUCGCUUCCUUCUUGAGAAUGGGGCCGACGUUGAUCUGAGGAAUUCGGUUGGUAUUCAAGUUUGACGGAAACUUGGGAAAAUGGUUACCUGAAAAUGGGCCAGAACGCUUCUUGAUGUAGUAGAUGGCCUUCCAGAAAGGCUCAACCUGGAAAAUUUCCUAGCUUUUUCGAACUCAAAGAAAACUCUCAAAAUCCAUUGGUGUAGGCUAUUUUGGGGCCCUUAUUUCUCGAGAACUAGGAAUUUUUUCGGGCUGAAACUUUCAGAAACUGCUUCUGGGGCAUCAGGGAGUGUUCUAACCAAGCUUCCGUGAAGUAAAUUCCUUUUGAACUUAUUUCAGUUCAAAAAGGUUUCUGUUCAUUUAGGACCAAGGAACAGCUCUUCACUUUGCUGCAAUGAAAGCUCAAAUCUCAACUAUUCCGAUCCUUCUGGACUUCGGAGCUGAUAUCAACGCUCAAAGUGACAGUGGGAACACGGCACUCAUCGAAGCGGCCAUCAAAAAUAGCCUCGAAGUUGUGGAUUUCCUGCUGUCGAAGGGAGCCAGGACUGACCUUCGGACUGAGGUAAGCUCGAAAAAGCGCUACUCAGGGUUUAAUUUUUAGAGUUCGUAAUGAAAUGAAGAGGAUCUUGAAAGGUCUCCAGGGUUGAAUCUUACUCAAACUUUCUCUCAUCGGGCAAAGUCGGAAUGAUGGAAGGAAGAGGCUCGAAAAAAGCUUCAGAAAGACAGCAAAAAGGGUCCUUUAUCGAGCCUUCCAUUUUUUCUAGAAAUCAAUAAAUGGUGGAAAAAGGGAGAGGCUCAAAAAUGGUGCAAAAGGGCCGAGAAAAUGGCGCAAAAAGGCAGCAAAAAGGAAGCCUUUUUCACCGUAAAAGGUACAUCUCUAUGGAACCUUUUUCCGACUUUGUCUAUGUCUGAAAAGUUUUGAAUUUUUUUUUUGAAACCUCCUUUUCUAUUUUUAUUAUUUUUUUUCCAGAAUGGCUACACUGUCCUCGACGUCGCGUCCUUCCUGAACAACCAUGAAAUCGUCUCCUCCCUUUUAAAAAACCAAAAAACAAAUGUGAAUUAUCAAGACGACAAUGGGUUCACGGCCUUGCACAGCGCCGCUCAAAAGGGAAAUCCGGAAGUCGUUAGAAUUUUACUCGAGAACGGAGCCGAAGUUGACCUUUUCAGCGUGGUGAGAAGAUGUAAAACCUUCAAAAAAUAAAAUCAAUCAGGACGAAAAAACCGCUCUGCGAGAAGCCUCCUUCUACGGCCAUCUGUCGGUAGUCCAACUUCUGGUAGAACAUGGAGCUGACGUCAGUCGACAGGACAACUUGGGACUUUCUCCGCUCCAUUGUGCCGCCUGGAGAGGUCACGAGAACGUGGUUAGGCUCCUGCUCACCAAGGGAAUCGAUGCUGACUUGAAGGACUAUGUUGGUGGAUCUUCCUUUUCCAAGUUCCACAACACUUCAGGAAGGCAACACCCCUCUACACAUGGCUUCCACCGAAGGCCACAAAACCUGCGUGGCCGCUCUUCUGGAGCGCGGGGCCGACGUCAACGCCAGAACGACGAAAGGACUUUCCCCUCUGAUGUGUGCGACCGAGAAAAAUCAAGUCGAAACGAUGAAAUUCUUGAUUUUCAAAGGCGCCGACGUGAAUCAAAGAGCAGCGGUUUGUUGAUUCUAAUCGAUAAAGAUGUUGAAAUUCCAGGAAAAUGUGACCGCUCUACAUGGGGCUGCAUUCAACGGCAUUUUGGCUGUUGUCCAGAUUCUGGUGCUGAACGGCGCGGAAGUUGAUGCUCAGACGAAAGAUGGUGACACUCCUCUGCUUCAUGCAGUUCAGGAGAAUCACCUCGAUGUCGUCAAGUUCUUAUUGGAGAAGGGGGCGAAGGCUUCUUUGAGUAAUCAGGUAUGUUUUUGGCGACUUGAAAGGACUUCUCUGCGCCCUCCUUGUCUCUCGGCGACCCUCUCAUGUUUACGUGCUAUUUUCUUAUUUCUCUGACCUCGCCGGUGAGAUGACAGAGAGACGCAGACACUGGAGAACUUUCAAGACGCGGUGAAUGGACUAUAUCACUCUAGUAGCAGACUUAUCGCACUGAGAAUGGCUCAAUGCGUCGCGGUCGCGUUGCGGUUGUAAACGGCUCCCAAAAGCUUCCUUCUCUGCUUUCCGAUGUCUCAGCGCGCAAGUCGUUUUGGGUCGGAUCAAAGCUACCGAUUUUUUUUUACGCGUAGCCGCGUGCGGCCAUAGGCUUUUUAGCCAUACAAACUCAAAAAUACGGAAUCUAUCUCAAAUUUCAAUUUUAUUUUUUUCAGAAAGGACUAACUCCAUUGAAAGCCGCUGAAGAAAAAAACCACACCGAAAUUUUUAAAUAUUUUUGA
Caenorhabditis auriculariae is the source of this 3491-nucleotide messenger RNA. Lineage: Eukaryota; Metazoa; Nematoda; Chromadorea; Rhabditida; Rhabditidae. The record is from the annotation of a GenBank genome assembly.